Molecule: messenger RNA, 3771 nt
Organism: Moesziomyces antarcticus
Lineage: Eukaryota; Fungi; Basidiomycota; Ustilaginomycetes; Ustilaginales; Ustilaginaceae
Exons: 1
Coding region: 1-3771 (1256 amino acids)
Molecular function (GO): protein binding
Source: RefSeq, a predicted model, not a curated record
AUGAGCAUCUCGCCUCGCCACCGCGCCAUCAGCCCGCCCACCCCCGCGCCAUCACCCCAACCAGACCUACACACCUCCAUACGCCUCGCCAACAAUGCAGCAGCAGCAGCUGCAGCCGCAGCCGCAGCCGGCUCGGUCACAUCCUCGGCGGCAGCAGUCAUCGCUCCUCACCCCCUCGUCGUAGACCCACACGACCCCUCCCAGCUGCUCAAGCACCUCUCGCUCGUGCUGCCACAGUACUCCCAAUCAGCACGCUUCAGACUCAUCUCGGAGCUCACUGAACUCUUUAGCCUACGCGAGCUAGCACACCUCUCCUCCGUCAUCCACCCAAGGCUCAAGGUCGACUUUCUCUCCGCCCUGCCCAUCGAGGUCAGCCUCAACAUCCUCAGCUUCAUCGACGAUCCAAAGACGCUCGCUCGCGCAAGCUGCGUCAGUCGCUUCUGGAGGAGCCUCGUCAACGACGAGCACACUUGGAAGGUCAUGUGUCUCAAGCACAAGUAUCGCAGGCGAGGAAGCAGCAACGCCGCCGCCGCCGCCACUGCCGCCACCUCCCACUCUCUCGAUGACCGUCUCAUCCGCUCCGUCGCUGCCACACCCUCCCACCUCGCACUCUCCACACCAAGACUACCCCCUUCGGCCUCGCUCGGCGCGCUGCUCGAGCAGCCUCAUCGUCCCAACCCCUCCUCCGACAUGGCCGACGACGAAGCCGACGAGCUCACCCACCACCACGACGACGAUGCUGCCGUUCUCGCCUCCCUCUACCAGCGCUACCGCGAUCGCGGCCUCGACCCCUCGAACGCGCUCCACGAGCUCCGCACCCUCCAUGACCUCUUCCUCAGCAAGCAGGACUCCGCUCACGGAUCCCUCGACGAUUCCAUGUCCGAAGCCGACCUCGCCUUUUACGCCCAGCUCGAAGAGAUCGUAGAAGAGGAGAGCCGCGCGCGCUACGGCGACGAUGCCGUCCCCGCAGACCACCACCACCGCAUUCUCGAAUCGCGUGCUGCCCCGGCCAUCGGCCCCACCGCCGCCCUUCCCAACGCGUUCGACAUCCUCUCCACACCCAUCGCAGAAACUUCAGCGCCCUCCACUUCGGCUCAUCUCGGCUGGCUCAGUGCGCGUCCUCCGACCGCCACCGCCGCACCUUCACAACCUUUGCGAGCCCUCGCCCCCACUCAGCCCUCUCCAUGCCUCUUGGCCACCACCUCGCACGCCGUCAGCAGCUCCAUCCGCACCGCAUCCGGCCAACUCGACCGUCUUCAGGGAUGGCAGCAGCCCAACCCCGCCCUCUUCACCACCCCCAACCAUGCUCGCGACGCCGACGCGCCCACAUCCAGCAGCCUCUCUCAAAGCGGUCCGGCUGACAACGACUCGGACGAGGCCAUGGACAUGGAUGAUCAGCACGAUCUCGGCUCUUCUGCGCACCACGACGACGCCGCUGCUGCUGCUGCCAAUGUAGGUCAGCCGCCCAACGCGCCCCUCCUCGCCUCGCUGCCCCACCACGACUCGCCCACCGGUCGCUUCUCCGCCUCGGCUUCCUCUCCCAGACCCGGCCCCACCGUCAGUUCGCUCGUACCGGGCCCACGCGAUGCCCGCCGAUCCAACCUCCUUCGUCCGGGCGCCAGCGCACCCACCGACGCCGCUUCGAGCCCAUCCACCCACCGCCUUCGCAACCUCAGAAGCGUCUCGGACGCAAGGUCCUCUCGCAGAGGCUCUGAACCCACCGAGGAGGAAACUACCGGUCUUGGCCUUGGCGCCUUAUCAUCAUCGUCCUCUCGCUCCCCUGUGCGCGAACGCUCUGCCGUCGCUGGCCCCUCGCGAUCGUCGCUCGCAUCGACAAGUGCCGUCCAUGCACAUCGCCAUCGCUCCGCAAAGGUGCCCUUCAGCUACCGCACCCACUUCAAGAUGGCCUACCUCACAGAAUCCAACUGGCGCAAGGGCGGUCGACUCCAGACCCAACACGUCUCGGCCGACGCAGGCCAUGUCGUUACCAGCCUUGCCAUAGACAGCGAGUGGAUCGUCGUCGGCAUGGCCAACUCCAAGAUCCACGUCUUUAGCGCAGAAACGGGACUCUACGCGCACACCCUGCUCGGCCACGACGCCGGCGUGUGGUGCCUCACCCUCAUCAGCCGCACGGGCAAAGGCUCCAAGCGCGCCGCCACCGACGUCAGCCUCUCCUCCGACCACGGCAAGGGCAAGAUGGUCGUCACUGAUCCCGAGGAUGGCAGUGGCGGCAAGCCGUACCAAGCGGCUGCCGACGGCGACUUGCGCCUCGUGCAUCACGACCCACGCCCCGAUGCCGCCGACGCGCUCCUCUCGCCGCCCGCCUCGUCCAUCGAGCUGCUCGACGAACCAGACGUCUUUGGCAGUCGCAGACCGCCAUCCUCGACAGCAAGCACGCCAGCCUCGGGCAAAGCUCGUCAGACCUAUGGCCAUGGCGAGACGCUCGAAUGGUUCCACAAGGCGCGCCGUGCCCUACGACGACAGCAGAGCGCGAGGCGAGCCGCGGCCUUGACAGCGGCAGGUGGCGCCGGCGACUCUCCUGCAGCAUCGUCCGCACGGCAAAACCUGCAACUGGACGGUUACACAUCCGGCGCAGGCGACUCCGACGCCGACAUCUCCAUCCGCUCCGAGGGUCCCGCUUUCGUCCGCCGAGAGCUGCGCUCUUCCGCCCGGGCUCGAGUCGAGCGCGAAAACGCCAAGGCUGUCGCAGAGGCUGAAGCCGGCGCCAUCCGAGACGCAGUCAUGGCCGACGGCACCGGCAAUAUCCCCGCCGAGCUGGCCGAGGAGAUCCGUCGCAACGGCGAGUCCGUCGCCGGCCCUGACAGCGCAGGUCAAGCUGGCGAGCCGAUAAAGGCAGCCGGCGGCGUCCAUUCCACCUCGACCAGCACCGCGCAGCUCGCGGGCAACGCGCUGGGCAUGGGCAACCCGUGCGGCAGCGUGCUCGGCUACGGCAACCAAGACGCGAUCGUCGUGAGCGGUGGCUGCGACCGCGACGUGCGUGUGUGGGAUCUGCGCACGGGCGAGUGCAAGCACGUGCUGCGCGGCCACACCUCGACGGUGCGAUGCCUCAAGGUGCUCGACGGCAAGCCCAUCGCCGUGUCGGGCUCGCGAGACUCUACGCUGCGAGUGUGGAACGUCGAGACGGGCACGCUGGUGCAUCUGCUCGCCGGCCACCAGCAUUCGGUGCGAUGCAUCGAGGUGGCGGGCAACCAAGUGGCGUCCGGCAGCUACGACGGCACGUGCCGCAUUUGGAACCUCGACACGGGCGUCUGCCAGCACGUGCUGCGCGGCCACAUCCACUACAUCUAUGCGGUCGCCUUCGACGGCAAGCGCGUCGCCACGGGAUCGCUCGACUCGACGGUGCGCGUGUGGUCGGCGAGCACAGGCGACUGCCUCGCGCUCUUCCAGGGCCACACGUCGCUGGUGGGACAGCUGCAGCUGCUCGACAAUACGCUCGUCACCGGCGGCUCGGAUGGCCGCGUGAUCGUGUUUAGCCUCAACACGUACGAGUGCCUGCAUCGGCUGUGUGCGCACGACAACUCGGUGACGUGCCUGCAGUUUGACGAGCGCUACAUCAUCACGGGCGGCAACGACGGCCGCGUCAAGCUGUGGGAUUUCAGCACGGGCAAGUUCAUCCGCGAGAUCUGCGAGCCGUGCGAGCAGGUGUGGAAGGUGAGCUACCGCGACGACAAGGUGGUGGUGCUCUGCAAACGCGGCGACAAGACGUGCAUGGAUGUCAUCACCUUCCGCCCGGCUGCCGACGAGAUGUGA